AUUGUAUUGAAGUAAAUCUAGCCAUGACGACGAUCAGGAGCCAUUUGCAAACAAGGGGAAAUCUCAUUAAGCUGUGAAGUUAGCGCCGGCAUGGGAGCCUUCUGCAUUCUAAGAAUAGCAGGUUCAUUAGAGAGACAUCAGCAUAGAGGCUGUUCAAACAGCAAAAUAAAGAGGCCAGAUGGUGGUGAAAGGGUUGUGAGAACCAUGGACCAAUCUCAGCUCUAUGCUGCUUUCCACCAGGUAAUGUUCUGGAUAAGUUGGGACAGGCCUCAUGUCAUCCUUGAAUCCUUUUACACUAUUACUACAUGAAAUCCAUGAUUCAUGGGAUGUCAAAUCUUUUCCCUCAGUAGCCUAUAACUCGUCCAAGAAAGUGAAAGGUUUUGCGAAAAGAAAGGUUGUAGCAGGUGACCCGGAAGACAACCCAGAACAGUUAGAAGAGGAUGAAUCCUCCAUUAUCAGCCUAGUUUUUCCACUGUGCUUCUGCUUCCUCUGCUUGCUCUUUGAGGUCUAGGCUGUGUUACUGUAAUAUAGCACUUUGUGACAACUGCUGAUGUAAAAGGGGCUUUAUAAAUAAAUGUGAUGAUUGAUUGAGAUGACAAGAUAUAAACAAUGAAGUUCAAAAGCAUGGCAGCCUGCUACCGAACAACAAAUACUUGUUAGAUGUUAUUACACGCUUGUAAGCCUCUUAGUCCCACAUUCUCCCUAACUGUGGGCUUUGGCUGGCUGCCAUUCACGCUACACAAUCCAUGAUGGCUUAAUCCCCAUGUAAGCUAAAUGAAUUGCCCCCUCCAGAAGAAGUUGACUGUCUUCCCAGUGAAGGACUUGGCACUAUGGAGGAGCUACUACUGCCCACAGAUGGAAAGGAAACACGGUACAACAAUAGUUCGUAUUCUCCAAGAGGAGACUCUGGGGGGAAACCCAUGUACGAACGUGUCAAGACAUUUUUACAUGGGACUUUUGUCGUUGACUUGAAACAGUGGCUGAGGGAGUACCUGAAGCUCAACGGCUUGCUGACGCUCUCGGUUUUUGCCGUGUUGGCCGGCUGUCUCCUGGGGUUCAUAUUGAGAGGGAGCCAUCUCUCUACCCAGGCUAAGAUUUAUUUUUCAUUCCCUGGAGAACUUCUCAUGAGAGUGCUCAAAAUGCUGAUCCUCCCCCUCAUCACGUCCAGUUUAAUGUCAGGCCUGUCAUCUAUGGAGUCCAAAGCCUGUUGUCGUGUGGGUGUUCUCACUGUGACCUACUACCUGUGGACCACCUUCAUUGCGGUGGUGGUGGGUAUCCUGCUGGUGAUCAUCAUCAAGCCCGGGGUGGGCACUGAGAUGGACAGCAACAGGCUAGGAGGAGGGCCCGUCAUGACUUCUGCUGAUGCCUUGCUAGAUCUCAUUAGGAAUAUGGUUCCUUCCAAUCUUAUUGAGGCGACAUUUCAACAGUACAAAACAGAUCUGGUCCGUAUCCUGAAAGUCCCCAGGGUCACAGUGCAGCCCAACUUUGUGUACAUCAUGCCUGACGAUAGUGGUCCCACUGGUCGGACCGUGUUCCUGGAGCUAACUCCACCCCCUGACAUUCACUACAAGACCAGAGCUGGCAGCAACCAACAGAUGAACGUGCUGGGGAUCGUCAUCUUCUCUGCCACCAUGGGGCUGUUACUGGGGAAAAUAGGCGAGAGAGGAGCACCACUAGUUAACUUGUGUCAGUGUAUCAACGAAUGUGUCAUGAAAAUCAUCAACACUGCUGUUUGGUAUUUUCCAUUUGGGAUCAUAUUCCUCGUAGCUGGAAAAAUCCUGGACAUGCAGGACCCAUCUACUCUUGGGAAGAAGCUGGGCUGGUACACCAUCACUGUUCUUGCCGGGCUUUUUGUCCACGGCCUCAUCCUCCUCCCCUUCUUCUACCUCAUCCUGACUCGGAAAAACCCUUUCACUUUCAUCAGAGGCCUGCUUCAAGCCUUGGUCAUAGCACUGGCCACCUCCUCAAGUUCUGCCACUCUGCCCAUUACUAUGAAGUGCUUGCUGGAGAACUGCAAUGUGGAUCGGCAGAUAGCGCGUUUCGUGCUGCCUGUGGGCGCCACCAUUAACAUGGACGGAACAGCUCUUUACGAGGCCGUGGCGGCCAUCUUUAUCGCCCAGGUCAACGAUUAUGAGCUGGACUUUAGCCAGCUGGUCACCAUUAGUAUAACAGCUACAGCUGCCAGCAUAGGUGCUGCUGGGAUCCCCCAGGCCGGCCUCGUCACCAUGGUGAUUGUGCUGACAUCAGUGGGUCUGCCACCUGAUGACAUCACUCUCAUUGUGACCAUCGACUGGGUACUAGACAGAUUCCGAACCAUGAUCAACGUGCUGGGAGACGCCCUGGCAGCAGGAAUCAUCGGCCACUUAUGUCAGAAAGACUUUCCUCGCAGACCUACUGGCAAGUCACAACCUUCAUAUGGCACACAGAACUCUCACGACAUGCAGAACGGUGUGCCUAUGACCGAGCUGCCUCUGCACAAGCAGGACUGCUGCUAUGAUGUGAUGGGGGACACAGUCAAUGAGAGGCCUACCAUCUACUACAACAUCUGUCAAGUUUAACUCCUGGAAAGACAUUAACCUCAAAUGAUGGACAAAUUUGGUGUACUUUUCCCCUACUCGUGCCAUGAAACGGUACUGAAAGUACCUGCUCCUGCUGUCACCUAUCCAGUCUUUUUGGGACAAACUUUUUGGGACUGAACAUUUUCGCUUUGUCGGUGACACACUGCAAUGGACAAAUCAGGGUUUUCCACUAAGACCUUUUAUUAAAAAAAAUGUUUUAAACAGUGAUGAGUUAGGAAUCGCCCAAAUGUACUACUACGAUCUUGUCUAUGUGGUAUUGACUCUUGCUAUUAACUCGAGUCGUCCAACGUCCUGUGGAUUCACUGGAUGUUUUUUUUCCACUGUUCCUCACCAUGGUUUCUGUGGUCCAUGUGACAGUCAUAAUAACAGCAUGCAGGUAUGCAUUUUGAACAACUUGUUUGGCUUGAUUUUAUUUUUUUGCAUGCAAAGGAAGUAGGUCUACUGUCGGGUCAUAAUGGACAUUCUGGGUCAAUGGCAAUAAACUCAUUUCACUCAACUUCGUCUUCUAUUUAAUGCGCCUAACAUUUAUUGGCAGUUUCAACAAUCUAAAGGGAAAGUACAAGGGGGGGGGGAAUGUUGUAGAAUUCAAAACACGUCCUCUGAUGAUCUUUUUUUGUAGUUGACCCCGCUUUUUUUUGUAUUCAAAAACCUAAAUGUAACGUUGCCUUAAAUAAAAAAUGUCACUUGUC
Molecule: messenger RNA, 3268 nt
Organism: Salmo salar (Atlantic salmon)
Lineage: Eukaryota; Metazoa; Chordata; Actinopteri; Salmoniformes; Salmonidae
Product: excitatory amino acid transporter 5
Biological process (GO): L-glutamate transmembrane transport
Cellular component (GO): plasma membrane
Molecular function (GO): L-glutamate transmembrane transporter activity; neutral L-amino acid transmembrane transporter activity; glutamate:sodium symporter activity
Source: RefSeq, a predicted model, not a curated record